Molecule: messenger RNA, 780 nt
Organism: Hibiscus syriacus
Lineage: Eukaryota; Viridiplantae; Streptophyta; Magnoliopsida; Malvales; Malvaceae
Exons: 3
Coding region: 1-780 (259 amino acids)
Source: RefSeq, a predicted model, not a curated record
AUGAAGACACAUACUAUAUUAUGGGUUCUCAUCAUAUUGCUAUGCACUGAAGCCGCCAUUGUGCACGGUGCUGAUAAGGGGAACGGCAACGGCGGUGUUGCAUCCGGUAAUUCUAAGGGGAACAGCAAGGCGAUGAUGAAAAUUAUCUUGUCACCGUCGAAGAAUGGGCAAGAACGAGCCUACUGCAAAGCGAAAAGUGCUUGUUACAAGAAGACACUUGUUUGCCCAUCUGAAUGCCCUCAAAGGAAGCCUAAGAAUAACAAGAAACAAAAGGCUUGCCAUGUUAACUGUGGCAGCAAGUGUGAAGCCACAUGCAAGUGGAGGAAACCAAAAUGUGAUGGCUACGGUUCUCUUUGCUACGACCCUCGUAUUGUUGGUGGUGAUGGGGUUAUGUUUUACUUCCAUGGAGCAAAAGAUGGGAACUUCGCCAUUGUCUCAGACGAUAAUCUUCAAAUCAAUGCUCAUUUCAUCGGCACCCGACCACUAGGAAGGACUCGUGAUUUCACAUGGGUGCAAGCCUUGGCCGUCAUGUUCGACACCCACACUCUUGUCGUUUCAGCAAAUAGAGUCUCGCACUGGGACGACCACGUCGACGCUCUCACCGUCCAGUUCGACGGCGAGACCGUCAACAUCCCUUACGACGGAGAAGCCGAGUGGACCAACGGCGACGCGUUGGUCGAAAGAACCGACGACAAAAACAGCAUCCGAGUCAAGAUAUCCGGAUUGGUGGAGAUGUACAUAAGGUUCAAGAGGCCAUCUGGAUCACUUGCCGCUAUCUAA